This is a messenger RNA of Gossypium arboreum, 1350 nucleotides long. RefSeq lists its product as uncharacterized. NCBI's taxonomy places the organism in Eukaryota, Viridiplantae, Streptophyta, Magnoliopsida, Malvales, Malvaceae. The transcript has a single exon. The record is from RefSeq and is a predicted model, not a curated record. The coding region runs from base 1 to 1350 and encodes 449 amino acids.
AUGACCCUUGACAGGAUUACCUUACAAAACAUGGAGAAGAAGCCUAAUGAGAAUUUUAGGCAAUAUGCACAGAGGUGGAGAGAGGUAGCGAUGCAGGUCCAACCACCACUGUUGGAGAAGGAGACCACUAUGUUAUUUAUUAAUACUCUGAAAGCCUCAUUUAUUGCUCAUAUGAUUGGAAGCACUACUAAAAGUUUUGCGGACAUAGUUAUGGCAGGAGAGAUGAUAGAGAAUGCCAUAAGAGGGGGAAAAAUUGAGGGGGAAGUAGCCAAAAGAUCAGCCCCAAGAAGAAAAGACAACGAGGUAAACAAUACAAGUGAUUUCAAUUCAAAAGCAGUCAUAGUUAGCCAACCCAAAGUAGCCACAGUUGGGCAACAAGGCUCUCAAAAGCAGGAAUCCAACACUAGGCAUGAUAGGAUGCAAUUUACACCUAUACCUGUGACGUAUAGAGAGCUCUAUCAAAAUCUAUAUGAUGCACAUGCUAUAGCCCCUUUCCAUUUAAAACCAUUACAACCUCCGUAUCCUAAAUGGUAUGAUGCAAAUGCUAGAUGUGAGUAUCAUGCUGGAAUAUCGGGGCACUCAAUCGAGAAUUGUACUGGAUUCAAGAAAGCUGUAGAGAGGUUGAUCAAGAAUGGGGUUUUAAAAUUUGAGAAUACCUCAAGUACGGAGAAUCCUUUACCAAACCAUGACAAUCAGAGAAUAAAUGCCAUUGGUAAAGUCGGUGAAAUAAGGGAAAAGGAAAAUGUUGAGGAGAUAAGGAUGCCUAUAAGGGUAAUCUGGGAGGAGAUGAUGAAGAGAGGUAUGUUGACUUCUAAAAAUGAGUGGGACUACGGUGAGUUCUGUGAAGAUUGCGAGGAAUUCAAGGCCUUGGUGCAGGGCUUUAUAGACAACAAAGAGCUACAGGUUUAUGAAGGUAGCUCUAGUGAAAAGCAAGUAUGUGUGCUGGAAAAUGAACAGCAAAGAACCAGUAGACCAAGGAUUAUUAUCUCCCUGCCAGGGAAUAAUGAAAUGGGGACACCAGCAGCGCCUAAGGUUAUUAUCCAUACACCUACUCCUUUUCCUUACAAGGAUAGCAAGAAAGUACCAUGGAGUUAUGACUGUAGCGUAACGGUGCCAGGAGAAGGAAACAUAGCCAGUGCAUCUAAAGAUGUACGAGAUGAAGGUUCCCAUAUGCGGAGUGGGAGGCGUUAUGAUAUGGGGGACGUCAGAGUAGAGCCCACAAAACCCAAGAAUGUUGAAAUUAAGAAAAAGAGUGAAGUACCUGUUAACGAGCCCGUAGGUGAGGAGGAGGCUAAGGAAUUUCUAAAGUUCCUUAAGCAUAGUGAGUACAAUGUGGUCGGCGAUUCGUAA